AUGGCAGAUUCCGACGAAGAAUAUCUUGGGGGGGUUUCCGAGGACGAGAACGAGGGUAACAUUCAUCAUGGACCGCGAGGGGACACGGCACCUCGCCCAAAGAGAAAGAGACAGCGUGGAGGCGCGGAAUGGGAAGUCUCCCGGACCUGGGAGUCCUUGGUGGAGAGCGCAGAUGGCACCAUCAGCUCGGCUGUUGACGGACUACUUGAGGCUGGAAAAAGGAAGAGGCUUUUGAGGGACACGACGCCGCUGCAACGAGGCAUUAUCCGCCACCUAGUUUUAAUUCUCGACCUCUCGCAGUCCAUGGUGGAAAAGGAUCUCCGGCCAACGCGAUAUCUUCUUACGCUCCGGUACGCACAAGAGUUUGUCAAGGAGUUUUUUGAACAAAAUCCAAUCUCACAGCUUGCCGUUCUCGGCCUGCGCGACGGCCUUGCGACUCGCAUAAGUGACAUGAGCGGAAACCCUACGGAACACAUUAGUUCGAUACAAGUUCUAAGGGAUCAAGACCCUAAAGGCCUUCCUAGCAUUCAAAAUGGGCUUGAAAUGGCUCGCGGUGCUCUUUUUCACACUCCAAGUCACGGCACCCGCGAGAUUCUCCUCAUAUUCGGCUCCCUCCUUUCCUCCGAUCCCGGCGAUAUCCAUGAAACAACAAAUAUCCUCAUAAAUGAUAAUAUACGGGUCUGUAUUGUCGGCCUAGCCGCCCAGGUUGCCAUCUGCCGCGAACUUUGCGUGAAAACCAAUGGCGGCGACGACUCUACAUAUGGUGUUGCGCUCGAUGAGCAACAUUUCCGGGAAUUGAUGAUGGAUGUUACAACGCCGCCCGUAACAUAUUCCCAAAAGCAGUCCAAAAGCUCACUCCUUAUGAUGGGGUUCCCUUCUCGUACUGAGAAGGAGAAGGAGAAGGAGAAGGAGAAGAAGAAGAAGAAGAAGAAUGAUAAGAUGAUGAGUCCUGAAUACAUCUCCUUACAAAGCCCAGAUGAGCACGAUCCUGUAAAGCGUAUCAACUUCUACCCCGCACGUUUUGCCUUUGUCGGAACCAGUUCCCCACAUACGUCAGUCGACUCGGCCUCGGCUGUGAGUUUAUUUCCCUGCGAUCUUGAACCUCUACUCCGUACACACACCACUGCAGCCGACCGAAGAAGCAAUUCAUGCCGCAAUAAAAAGUCGGUUCUAUUCUCAACAAUCGCCUCUUACCGUCCCGUCCUUGGACUUGCAUGUUUGCCCUUCAAGUUGAUCUUUAUUCACUCAAUGGACUCUCAGCCGCUCUCACAAUCCCCUUCGAGUCAACCUCCAGGCUGUACUCCGGCGCCCGAGGACACGGUGUCGAGGUUCCAACCCUCGACAAUUGAGCAAUUUAAGAAACUGGGCACGUACCGGUUUAGUGACGAUCCUGAGUUUUCUCAAGGCUUAUCAGUGAUACUCGGUCACCCUGAUGUUCCUGUGACCGAAACGGAACUCCUCCGCCAAGAUGACCUAGUCCUGCAGGCAAAAUGUUUUUACUAUUCAAGAAAAGAGAGGCUUGCGGAGCCGUUGAAUUUUCAAGAUUACAAGGCUUGGCUACAAGGGUCGUCACCUUCAGCAAGAUCUCCAGGUCCAUGUGAGACUAAGACUAUGCCCGAGCAAAUAAAUCCUCGCACGAAGCAGGAAUCGGCACAUACACAGGGGGAUCCUUCGUACCCCUCCUCGUUUGCGCAUAUAGUCGAUCUCAUCACCUCCGGCCAACCGAUUCCUGGCAUCCAGCAAAUUCCAGACACCGUCUUAAUGGGCCAUGACACCCCGAGUACCAAGCCAAAGAGACGCAAGCCGUGGGAAAAGGAGAGCCAGUGA
This is a messenger RNA of Aspergillus affinis, 1827 nucleotides long. RefSeq names its product TFIIH/NER complex subunit SSL1. The transcript is spliced from 5 exons. The coding region runs from base 1 to 1827 and encodes 608 amino acids. Gene Ontology annotation, biological process: nucleotide-excision repair; regulation of transcription by RNA polymerase II. Gene Ontology annotation, cellular component: transcription factor TFIIH holo complex. Lineage: Eukaryota; Fungi; Ascomycota; Eurotiomycetes; Eurotiales; Aspergillaceae. The record is from RefSeq and is a predicted model, not a curated record.